Messenger RNA from Paraphaeosphaeria sporulosa, 1520 nucleotides. RefSeq lists its product as uncharacterized. The transcript has 2 exons. Lineage: Eukaryota; Fungi; Ascomycota; Dothideomycetes; Pleosporales; Didymosphaeriaceae. The coding region runs from base 361 to 1500 and encodes 379 amino acids. The record is from RefSeq and is a predicted model, not a curated record.
CGCCGUUCAACCCAGGCUAGUGCCUGCUAACAUGGUAGGGUUGCCGGAAGGAUUAUCUUCAUGCACCUCAGUCUAACAAAAGCGGCCCGGAAAACACUGCCCACACAUCAUGGGUCUUCUUUAUCUCCACAGGUCCACGCUCCCGUGUGUCCACUCCACCCCGCAUGCCGGUCCCUUCUCUUCCUUACUCUCCAUUCACGCGCUCUUCCCGGACGACUACUCAGUAGAGAUUCUUCAUUUCUGCUGACGCCAUCAUCAAUUGACUAAGACAUACACACAGUGCAUCUUUCGUGGUCUCUUAGUUAUCGAUCCAGUAGCUCCCUUCGUGUGACUCGAGUUGCUGCAGUCGAUACCGGAAGCAUGUCAGGUCCUCAGGAAAUAAGAAGAGUUCGCAGGGUGGUCUCACCACAUCUCGACAUACGGGCAACAACCGCAAAGCCAAAGUUCUCUCAGCCUACCGAUGUGAUAGCUUUAACAUCAACCUUCACGCCGCCGUCAUCAUGUUUCGAGAACCUCCUCACCAUGUUACCGCCUGCCAGCUUCAUAUGGCACAACGAACCAGUCCCUGUGGCGAAUAUGACUGUCGCAGCAUGUUACCCAACCGAGUUCCUGGAGUCCUACACAUCCGUGGAAACCAUCAAUCCGGGUGGUACGACAAUAGGGUCGUCAGUUGUUCCAGCAAUGAGCCCCUUCGUUUGUCCUAAGAAUUACUGUACUAUGUUAGCAGAAUCGAGGAAUUAUAUCGCGUGUUGCCCUUCUUCAUAUCAAUUUCAUCCUCCAGACACCACCGUGGACUCAGACCGACCUGCAUAUGGCGGCACCUGUUACAGCGAUUUACCCGCCAAGACCAACGUCCCAGUAAUCGCCUAUGAUGAAGACGGCGACACAGCAAGCAAAGCUUUCAGCCAGAGCGCCAGCGGCGGGCAGGCUUUCGCGCAUCCCAUCGACGGCUGGGCCGCUACCUCACCCACUAUCAUCGGCUGCCCGACGUCAUCAGCAUCUCUCGCAUCCGACUCCGAUGGCGCCGCGGCCAAGUCUUCGUCGUCGUCGUCCUCCUCCUCCUCAUCAUCUAGUUCACAGUCCGGCGCUGGUGUCAACAACACAAGUCCCAUUCCAUCCACCACAGCCUCCUCGGACGGCAUCUCCACCGGCGCAAUAGUCGGCGCUACAAUUGGUGGCUGCGCCGCGCUCGCCCUCCUCGUCGGUCUGGUGUGGUUCCUUCUCGCGCGCCGCCGCAAGAACAACACCAUCCCCAAAGACGCCCACCAGAUGGCCGACGACUUCGGCGGGCCAAAGACGUACUACAGGUCCGAAGGCCCAACACAGUUCAAUAGCCACGAAGUCAGUGCAUAUGCGCCAGAGAAGGCAGAAUGGAGACCGAGCCAGCUGAACGGCGCACAUGGCAUAUUUGAGAUGCACGCUGUAAGUGCGCAGGAGCUGCCGGCGGACUAUGCAGGGAAGAUGGGCGAUGCGAAAGUGAUGGCGCAUUAUGCGCGGUAAUGUGGCGUGGAGAGCGGUGG